UUUGUGGGCAAAACUGGUAAGGAGUUGUUUCUUAUUGAUGGCCAGCCCAACAUACCGCCUCUUCGUCUAAGAAUGACAUCAGAUUGUGAAGAAGGCAAAUUUCUCCCCCCUCGACGAUCAUUGGAGUUAGAAGCACGUUGUAGAUGUCGAGUUCUGCCCUCCAGUCUCUAUCGACGGCCCCCAUUUCCUGCAUGAAGCAACAAAGGCCAAAGCAGCAGCACAGAAUGAUCCCAGCAACAAGAAUACAGCAGAGUAUCGCGAACUCAUGGAAGGUAAAAGAGGAAAAAACGACUAAGCGCUCCAUUCCCUCUUUGGUAUUCAUCAUCGAUUUCAACAAAACUCUUAUGUCUGGUGACAUUCUAUUACAUUUUGUCAUUUACACUUGUUAUGUUUUUCCCACCCUCUGGUUGGCAGAGGUGAUACAGUGUCUGCAGCAGUUGGGAUAGAGAAAGGUGGAUGUAAGCUUCCACUCAGCAUUCUGGCCAUUCUUUUUCCCACAACAACAUACACGUACCCUUCCCUCUCUAACUCGAUCCUCAAUUUUGCUUUCCCUUACCUCCAGUUUAUCACAGUUCAACCUAUACCUUCUGUCAGGUAAAGAACAAAUGGUUCCAUAAUGCCGCUUAUAAUGCCGGUGCAGGAGUUAUCGCUCAUGUUGCAG
Messenger RNA from Linum tenue, 661 nucleotides. Lineage: Eukaryota; Viridiplantae; Streptophyta; Magnoliopsida; Malpighiales; Linaceae. The record is from the annotation of a GenBank genome assembly.